Triticum turgidum subsp. durum (durum wheat) is the source of this 717-nucleotide messenger RNA. NCBI's taxonomy places the organism in Eukaryota, Viridiplantae, Streptophyta, Magnoliopsida, Poales, Poaceae. The record is from the annotation of a GenBank genome assembly.
AUGGAGAAGGCGCCAGGCACGAGCAUCGAGGCUAUCAUCCGACGGCUUAGGCUCCACCAGGCGCCUCCCUCCCCUUACUCCGGCGAUCCCUCAACAGCGGCGACCCCCGCCGCAGCCAACCUGUUUCAGCCGCGGAGAGCCGCCGUACUGGUCUGCCUCUUCCACGACGCUGCCGGCGAGCUGCGUGUCCUCCUUACCAAGCGCGCUUCCUCCCUCUCCACCCACUCCGGGGAGGUUGCAUUGCCCGGAGGAAAGGCAGAGGAGGGUGAUGCUGAUGAUGCAGCAACGGCAUUAAGGGAGGCAAAGGAGGAGAUUGGGCUUGAUCCAGCCUUGGUCACUGUCGUCUCCUCGCUUGAGCACUUCUUGUCCAAGCAUCUUCUGGUAGUUGUUCCUGUUGUUGGCAUACUCUCAGAUAUACAGGCUUUCAAACCUGUCCUUAAUGUUGAUGAGGUGGACGACAUUUUUGAUGUACCCCUAGAGAUGUUCCUCAAGGAUGAGCGCAGGAGAUCCGAGGAGCGAGAAUGGAUGGGGCAGGCGUUCACACUUCACCACUUCGAUUAUGAGAAAGGCGACAAGACGUAUGUAAUCUGGGGGCUGACUGCUGGCAUCCUGAUUCACGCGGCUUCAGUUGUAUACCAGCGGCCACCAGACUUUGCUGAGCGAAGGGUACAAUUCAACCUGCCGAAGUACUCACAGGAGUCUUCUCCAAUGCCAUGA